AUGAUGUGGACAGUCUUCAGCCUGGUUCUCGUCAGCUCCCUUUUUGUACUCAAAAGCGAAGCUCUCCAGUGUUACACCUGUGUAGGUUCUAGUGAUGACGACUGUAACAGGCAAGGAACCCAGCAAUGCCCGGGUUAUUCAGAUGCGUGUGCGAUCAUUAGAGGACAAGCGAGUGGUGUUAUGAAGUCCUGUUCGUUCAGGUCCUUCUGCGAGCGGGCAAGGCGGGACGGGUCCAGAGCGCCCGGCGUGAGCGUUUACUGCUGCUACUCGAACCACUGCAACGCGAAAGGCUUGGCCUCGAGAGUCACCACCUCCACCAGCUACUUCUUCCUCCUCGUCUUUACGUUGCUGUUGCACCCGUUGUUGAAGUUGACAUGA
Messenger RNA from Apaloderma vittatum (bar-tailed trogon), 378 nucleotides. Its product is annotated as ly6/PLAUR domain-containing protein 3-like. The transcript is spliced from 3 exons. NCBI's taxonomy places the organism in Eukaryota, Metazoa, Chordata, Aves, Trogoniformes, Trogonidae. The record is from RefSeq and is a predicted model, not a curated record. The coding region runs from base 1 to 378 and encodes 125 amino acids.